GACGCCAUGUUGGUGUCUUAGCCACGCGGAUAAGCGGCGUGUUAUUUACCAUUGUUUCCUCCUUCACGUGUAUUAUUGAGAGUUUACUGGGCGAUCACAAGGUGAGGACGUACCUGGUGUGUGUUGAGGGAGAGUUAUGGCGUGAAGUGACGGUUAGAAGAAGCAAGAUGACGCAGUACCUUCCCCCAAACCUGCUGGCACUGUUUGCCCCGCGGGACCCCAUCCCCUACCUGCCCCCUGUGGACAAGCUCACCUGGGAGAAGCCCACGGAUGGAUACUCUGGAGUGGCCAGCUUCAUCACCAGGUUUGAGGACCCCAAGGACACACCACCUCCUACAAGAGUGGAAACGAGGGAGGAGCGGCUGGAGAGGAAGCGGAGGGAGAAGGCGGAACAGAUGCAGUACAAGCUGGAGCAGGAAAUAGCGCUCUGGGACCCUCACAACAACGAGGCCGCCACCUCUGACCCCUACAAGUCUCUUUUUGUUUCUCGCAUCAACUAUGACACUUCAGAAUCCAAGCUUAGGAGAGAGUUUGAGAUUUAUGGCCCUAUUAAGAAGAUCGUCAUGAUUCACAACGUCAAGACAGGGAAGCCUCGGGGAUAUGCCUUCAUCGAGUACGAACACGAGAGAGACAUGCACUCGGCUUACAAGCACGCAGAUGGCAAGAAAAUUGACAACCGCAGAGUGCUGGUGGACGUGGAGCGCGCCAGGACAGUUAAGGGCUGGCUGCCGCGACGCCUUGGUGGGGGACUCGGUGGCACCAGGAGAGGCGGGCCAGAUGUAAACAUCAAACACUCAGGCCGUGAGGAUGACCGGCGGAGAGGAAGCGGCAGGGAUGAGGAGCGUAUCCUUGACCGAGACCGAGACCGUUCAGACCGUGAGCGAGACAGGGAGAGGAGACAUUCCCGCAGCAGGGAGAGAGAAAGAGAGCCUAGAGAGAGGAGGAGGAGGUCUCGCAGCCGCGACCGUAAGAGGCGUCGCUCCCGUUCCCGCGAGCGAGGAGGAAUGCCAGAGGAAGGUGACGAGAGGGAGAAGAGACGUCACCGCUCCAGGUCUCGGGAUCGAAAGCGUCGCUCAAAAUCGAGAGAGAGGAAGCAUCGCAGGGACAGGGAUCGUGAGAGGAGGGAGAGAGGGCCAGGAGAGGAAGGCGAAGAGGGCAUAAAGAUCAAACAGGAGCCCGAGGAUGAUUACCCCGACUAUGGCAGCACCUACUACAACAACUAUCCCAUGAAGGAGGAGGACGAGCGCUUGGCCAAGAACGGCACCAAGUAUGAGGAGGAGGAGGAGGAGCCCCACAACGAGAUAGAUUAUUAGUCUUAUUGGAGUACUCUUAAGGGAGGGAGGGAAAAAAGCAGGUUAUCAGUCCCUUGGAGGAGCAUGACGGAGAGGACCAAGGCAAAUAAAUGCCUACUCCUUCAGUGUGUUUGGAGGUGGAGUGUUGCAUUGUGAGGAGCAGCAGUUCUCCCUUUGCCAGCCAAGGUGUAGGUUCCAGUAGGCAUUACACAGUGGUCUCUGUAGAUUAGGUUCCAUUACAUCACCUUUAUUGGUUCAUCGGUAAGUCUGUUGAUAGUACAAUAAUGGUCUGUGAGGUAGAGGCAGAAAGUCCUCUCGUGUUCAGAUUCUCUUUCUUUUGUUGCUGCUGCUGCUGCUGCUGCUGCUGCUGUUGCUUACUGAGGGAGAAGUGAAACCAGUGAUGCAGAACUGAUUACAGAGUUGAAAUCAUUAUAGCAUUAGUAGCUUGCAUUGGAGCAGAGGUAUCUUGGUACAAAGUGCAAAGCUUGCUGGAGAUAAUGUCAAAUGUAUUACGUCAUAGUAAGAUAACACCAUCCUCUUUACCAGUUGCAACAUGGCCACUUUGAAUACGUAUACCAGCCUGUGCUAGACAUUGCCUGUUGAGACGCAGUGGUAAGUAGUACGUUGGCAGGACAGAGAGAUCACAAUGAAGGUGGGUCAGACCGGCUUGGUAUCUUUUAUUUGUGGUUCCUCCAAGUGUGUUUCAACAGUACACCAGGGUUAUAAUUGAUUCAGAAAGCCUCCCUUUGUGUGUGUAUGGACAAGUAGUAUAAUUGUAUGUGCAAGACUUUGUUGAUGCUCACAAUUUGCUGAAUGAAACUUUUUUUUAAUGCUGUAGUGUAUUCUUAAGACAAUUUCAGUACAGGCUUUGUUUUGACUGGUUUAAAGGCUUAAAUAUUAAGUUGUGCAAUACCUCAGGGUUAUUGGGAGUACACCUCUUCAUAUCCCUUCUGCAUUAGUAUUAGAGUUUUCCACCUCACGUUUUUUUAUUACUCUCCACGUACUGCUGCGUCUUGCACAGAAAUUUUUUGACAUGUAUCUGGAUUGAAUAUCUGGUUGAAGUUGAGACAUUGAGUGAAGUAGCUGUAUGUUAAAGACUUGGAUCAAAACCCUGGUGUCCAUUCUGACUGUAUCAGGCCGACAAGACUGAUCACCUGCACUCACUUUGGGUGCUCUGGGUGCUGAGGUGCUGCUUCUCUGGGCAGCUGCAGCCACCUGUACAUUAUCACACAAUUCUGGUUGUCACUCAGCUCUGUAGUCAAGUGUAUAAUUCAUCAGUGACGUAAGUGUUUUGGAGCCUAGGAUCAUCUGUGUCAGGUGUGUGUGUGACUUUAGCAUCCAUGUAAGAGAAGUGUUCUUGCCGCAGGAGACUUGUGGACAGAUAUGUUUAGGAUCUUUUUUAAUUAGGGAUGACAUAGCUACAUGUGCUGUAUUUUUAUUAUUAAUUCCUCAGUGUGGGCUUCAGGAUGUAUCUGAACUUUUGGAAGUUCUUGCCCAACAAGAAAAAUGUACGAACGAUUGCUAAUAAAUUAAGAAGGUAAAA
Molecule: messenger RNA, 2835 nt
Organism: Scylla paramamosain (green mud crab)
Lineage: Eukaryota; Metazoa; Arthropoda; Malacostraca; Decapoda; Portunidae
Gene: snRNP-U1-70K
Product: U1 small nuclear ribonucleoprotein 70 kDa-like
Exons: 10
Coding region: 168-1313 (381 amino acids)
Biological process (GO): mRNA splicing, via spliceosome
Cellular component (GO): U1 snRNP; U2-type prespliceosome; precatalytic spliceosome
Molecular function (GO): U1 snRNA binding; mRNA binding
Source: RefSeq, a predicted model, not a curated record